GUUGUCAAAAAUGUGAUCGCAAAUGUAGAUUUUACUUUGUUUGUUUUCAUUAUUUUACGACGUAUUUGUUUAUGUUAAAAAAUGUCAUUGGUUUUGAGAAGAACGUAUUUAAAAGCUAAAAAUAAUAUCCUGUCUCCUGGUACCGGAAAUAUUUCAGUGUCUGGUCAGUUACAGACUUUUGUGGCUCGAACGUUCAAUGACGACAAAUCUGGCAAUAAUCCACAAUUUAGCAGUAGUACUAUUUUAAUUGAAAAUGGAUUUAACGUACAAGAACUUCCCGUGGCUAUCAAGAAAUUGCGAAAUUUCACAGACAUCGAAGACAAGCCAAACGAAGAACAAGCAGCAAGUGUUCAAGACACUCUGAGCUAUCAGCUGAUACAAGAAGAAUUUAAACAAUGUGUGGAUCUUCGGGAUGUGUUCUCCUUACUAUCAAAGUGUACAAAAAUUACACCAAACAUUGCAUUAGGUGCCAUCGAAAGAAUAUACGACAUUGAGAAAAAUCCAAACUCUCUUAGCUUAGAUCCUAAAAUAAUGCAAAUUAAUUUAGCAAAAGGUGCCAUUUUAGAUAAACUUCUGAAGGUUGUUAUGAGAACUGAAGACACACGCACAAUACUGGAGAUACUGAACACAGUUUCAUCAUUCAUGGAGCCUUUCAAAUACAAAUUCCAUGAUGAGCUUCUUCUUCGAGUUAUUGACAACAAGCUACCUGUUGACCAGUUGUGUGAAUUUAUACAUUUUUUAAUAAAAAAUAAAAAUGAUACAAAAUACUCUGAAACCAUUGACAAACUGUGGGUUGGAUUUGUUGCAAAAGAAAAAGAAAUAGAUGAGAACAAUAUAGUGCAGGUGUUUGGCAUCCUACAUGGUUUAAAAGUCAGCAAAAGAAUAAUAUUGACAUUAUUGGAGCAAAAAUUAUGUGAUUUGUGGUUUAAAAUUAAAGUGCCUGUCAUGCAAGACAUAUUGAGCUCUUUUGUAAUGGAAAAAUAUUUAUCAGUGCAAUCAUUUGGUGUUGUUGGCAGCUGGCUCUGUGCCAAUAUACAUGCUUUGGAUGAAGAUUCCUUGUUAGAUAUUAUUUCUAAGUUGACUAGACUGAAAUAUACUGAUGACAAAAUUGAGAAGGCUGUGGAAAAAUACAUGAAGUUGAGAGGCCAUAAGAUAGAGAGCCAUGUCCUUAUUGUAGGCCUUCUGAACUUUUGUAUGCAGUUCCAAAUUUAUAAUGAACAGAUUUUGAAUUCUUGCAGUGAAUAUUUUCUGAGUAAUUGGCAUGUUGUGCCACCUAGUUUCCUCAAAUCUUUCAUAUAUCCUUUUGGAUAUUUGCAAUAUGAUCCUGUGAAUAAUACAAAGUUUUGGAUGCUUGUAGAAAAAAUCAUGAAUGAAAAUUUUGAUAAAAUGACCAGCUGUGAUCUUAGUUCAAUAAUACUAUCGUCAAUUUACUUAGGUAAGUACCCUUCCACUUUAGUCCGCAGAAUGUUAAGUCCGGAGUAUCUGGCAAAAGUAAAAAAUGCUGAUAUGUGGAAGACGUUUUAUUUGAUAGAUACUGCAAUGACUUUAGAAUGUGAGAAGUACUUGGGUCCCCUUUUACCAAAAGACCAGUGGUCCAAACCAAUUACUCAAGACUUUAGGGUUAAAAAUAUUUUGGAAAAAAUCAUGGAUAUGCUUACAAAUGUAGCAGGAGGUCAAGAUAAAUUGUCAGUAGCUGUCUCUAUACCGUACUUACCGUCGGAUGAAACAUAUCUACUGGAUGUCAUGUUGCACUCCGCUGGGCUGGGUAGUAAAACUUUUAACUGGAAAUCAAAGACCGUUCGGAAUUCUAAUAUUGCCAUAUUAAUACAUUUGCCUGACCAUUAUUGCUCCAACAAUGAACAUCUGAUUGGUCCUCAAGUGAUGAAAAAGAGACAUCUCAAAAUUUUAGGAAUGAAAGUUGUAAGCUUGAAGUAUUCUUUGCUAAGUCAGUUUUAUACUACUUACAAUAAGAAUGGACUGAGGGAAUACCUUCUUGAAAGUAUUAAUAAUGCAGAACAAUGUGUGUAAUAUAGGCUACACUAAUUCCAUGAUAUUUUGGGUAUAGUGAGCAGAUAGUCUUAAAUUUUUGGAUUGAUUUUAUAUACAUAUAUGUUUGUAAAACAAAGAUAUGAAAAUAAUUCUUUAUGUACAUAGUGACUAAGAAACACAGUUCAAAUACAUAAAUUUUAUUUUUCUAGUCUUAAAGCUGCAAUAUUAAUUAAAAAAGGGUAAAAUUGAUUUACCUCAACAACAUUAUUGUAUCUUAAAAUAAAAAAAAUAAAAUUUUGGUGAUAUUUACUUAUAACAAAAUAAAAAAGAUUUUAAUGUUAAUGUUUUAUUUAUUAAUUAUUUUAACCAUAGUGUAGUAAGUUUCUGUAUUUUUUGAGGUGAUAUGUCAUUAUUGUAAAUUGUGAGAAAUAAUAAAGAUUUUUAAACAAUACUUUUUUCCUUUUUUUCUAUAUCCAAGUUUAUGAUUAUGACAGUAGGAUUUUUGAAAAAACCCAGUAAUACUCUGCUCGACCCGGGAAUCAAACCCGAGACCCCUUACCCGGCAGUCGCACUCGCUACCACUCGGCCAAUGAGGCAGUCUAAGUAUAAAACAAUUAUAACUCAGUAUAAAACAUGCGUAUUAUUCGCAUAGAUUUCUCGUGAAUCUUAGAUUUUGAAAUAUGUGUUUCUAGUCAGAAGUUUUCAUAACUAUGUAGCUUAAAAAUAGGAAGUUGUACAUUAUGUACUUACUGGCUACGUACAGUACCUACAUAUUAUUUUGUAAGGUAAAGGUACUAGUGACCUUGGGGUGGAGUGAACCCAUUAAUAUGUAGAAUGUCAAAGAUAACCGAUAGUUUUCCACGACAGAAUAGUACCCACAACAGGACUAUUCUUGUACUCAAGCUUGAAAAUAUUGCAUUAACUCGAAAUGUAGGUCCCAGCAAAAAUACAUAACUUUUUUAUUUAUUUACAGAGUUGAGGUACCUCUGUAAAUAAACACAUCACACUCAGGCUCGGACUCAGUAAUUUCAAUAAUAUUGUUUAUCAACGAUAGUUGUUUCGUAUGGGAAUCGAACCUACAACACGUUGCACUGCAACUAAUUGCCCAAUCACUACACCGAUCACCAAAGUUACUUCGAAUAAUCGCAUUUCUCCUCUUUGCUGGAAGCAGUGCUAUAAGAUAUCAGAUUGUAUGAGGAAAGGGAAAAGAAACGACGCGACAUUUUAUUAGUUUAUUUUAUUAUACUCG
Messenger RNA from Spodoptera litura, 3238 nucleotides. Its product is annotated as FAST kinase domain-containing protein 3, mitochondrial. Gene Ontology annotation, biological process: regulation of mitochondrial mRNA stability. NCBI's taxonomy places the organism in Eukaryota, Metazoa, Arthropoda, Insecta, Lepidoptera, Noctuidae. The record is from RefSeq and is a predicted model, not a curated record.